Messenger RNA from Brassica napus (rape), 1671 nucleotides. RefSeq names its product UDP-glycosyltransferase 91C1-like. The record is from RefSeq and is a predicted model, not a curated record. Lineage: Eukaryota; Viridiplantae; Streptophyta; Magnoliopsida; Brassicales; Brassicaceae. The transcript has a single exon. Gene Ontology annotation, molecular function: UDP-glycosyltransferase activity. Bases 127 to 1488 code for a protein of 453 amino acids.
AGAGAAGCAUAUUCCAAAUUGUCUUUUAGUUAAACCACGUAGCGAUAGUUACAGACUUAAACCAGUUCUAAUAUAUAUAUGUGAUAGUUAGACUGUUUAUUGGAGAUGCAGAGAUAACACACAAAAAUGGAGAGGGGAGAAGGAGCUAUGCAUGUAGCCAUGUUUCCAUGGCUUGCUAUGGGUCAUCUUCUUCCGUUUUUCCGUAUGUCCAAGUUGCUUGCGCAAAAGGGUCACAAGGUCUCCUUCAUAUCGACACCAAGAAACAUCGAGAGACUUCCCAAUUUACCAUCAAGCCUCUCUUCCUUCAUCACCUUUGUCUCUUUCCCUCUCGUUCCCUUCCCCGGCUCAACUCCUGGCUCCGAAUGCUCCAUGGACGUGACUUACAGCAAGCAACCGUCUCUCAAAUCCGCCUUCGAUCUCCUCCAGAAACCUUUGACGGAGUUUCUCCAAGAGGAGUCUCCGGACUGGGUCAUAUAUGACUACGCUGCUCACUGGCUUCCUCCAGUUGCGGCGGAGCUGGGAAUCUCGAAGGCCUUCUUCAGCAUCUUUAACGCAGCCUCUCUCUGCUUCUUGGGACCGCCAUCGUUGUUGUUAGAAGGGGUCAGAUCUACGCCGGAAGACUUCACGGUCGUGCCGCCGUGGAUCCCGUUCCAAUCGAACAUGGCAUAUCGUUAUCACGAAGUGACUUUGGUCGGUGACAAGAGGGGGAAAGAUACGAAUGGAGUCUCUGAUUCUGCACGGUUCGGCUACUCGAUCUCUGAGUCUGAUGCGGUCUUCGUCCAUACCUCGACGGGAUUUGAACCAGAGUGGCUUGGUUUACUAAAAGAUCUGUAUCGAAAACCCGUGUUUCCGACAGGGUUUUUGCCAACCGAUACUGAAGACGAAGUCGAAGGAGAUAAAACAUGGGUUGGUAUAAAGAAGUGGCUCGACAAGCAGAGCAUUAACUCAGUUGUCUACGUGGCACUAGGUACCGAGGCGAGCCUUCCUCCAGCAGAGUUCACCGAGCUCGCUCAUGGGUUGGAGAAAUCAGAGGUGCCUUUCUUUUGGGUUAUAAGAAACGAGUCACAGAUUCUAGAUGGGUACGUGGAACGAGUUGCUGGACGUGGCAUGGUUAAUGUUGGCUGGGUUCCUCAGGUCAAAAUACUGAGUCACAGCUCGGUGGGCGGGUUCUUGACGCACUGCGGCUGGAACUCAUUGGUGGAAGGGUUAGGGUUCGGCCGAGUACCUAUCUUGUUCCCGGUGUUGAAUGAGCAAGGGCUCAACACUAGGCUGUUGGAGGGGAAGGGACUUGGUGUUGAGAUCCCUAGAGAUGAGGAAAAAGGCUCGUUUGAUUCUGACUCGGUGGCUCACUCGGUUCGAUUGGCAAUGGUUGAUGAUGCAGGCGAGUCCAUUAGGGCAAAAACAAAGCUCAUGAUGGGUUUGUUUGGGAACAUGGAUGAGAAUUCUCGCUACGUCGACGAACUUAUCGGAUAUAUGAGAAGUAAAUAGUAUAACACGUCUCAUUGCAAGUUCGCAAAUCGAAAUGAUUAGUCGUACUAGUAGGCAUGUAAUAUUUCCAUAUGGUUUUCUGUUAUUUAAUAUCUUGCAUUAGUUUAUCUUAAAAGAACAAGAUGAUGUGAUACGCUACGUCUGUGUUUAGUUUAAUUAAAUACCAUUCAACUUCUUUUAACA